UCAUGUUUGCAAAAGAUGCGGGAAACACCAUUGAUUCCCAUAAAUAAGUCCCAGAACUGGUUCAAAUCCCGAUCCAAAUUAACUCCAGAUGUGUGUAUAAAAGCGACCCCAGUCCCGCAGAUGGCACAACAACACACAGCACCCACGAUGAAGUUCUUUGCAAUCUGCGCAUUCCUGAUCCUUGCCCUGGUGUCCGUCCACGGCCACGGAGGACGAUUUGGACAUGGAGGAUAUGGUGGACAUGGAGGAUAUGGUGGAUAUGGAGGCGGCGGAUAUGGAGGACCCGGUGGCUAUGGCGGACCCGGUGGUUACGGAGGACCUGGUGGCUACGGAGGACCUGGUGGCUACGGAGGACCUAUUGGCUACGGAGGACGCGGUGGAGGAAGCACCGCUAAUGCUAAUGCUGUGGCCACCGCAAACGCGAAUAGCGGAUAUUGAGCCAUAUAGUUUGAUAACUACAUUCCCAACUUACUAACUGUCUUUCAAUAAAAACUAAUAUUAUUGCAAAACUA
Messenger RNA from Drosophila elegans, 512 nucleotides. Its product is annotated as keratin, type II cytoskeletal 3. The transcript has 2 exons. The record is from RefSeq and is a predicted model, not a curated record. The coding region runs from base 16 to 438 and encodes 140 amino acids. Lineage: Eukaryota; Metazoa; Arthropoda; Insecta; Diptera; Drosophilidae.